Molecule: messenger RNA, 666 nt
Organism: Ixodes scapularis (black-legged tick)
Lineage: Eukaryota; Metazoa; Arthropoda; Arachnida; Ixodida; Ixodidae
Product: glycine-rich protein 5-like
Exons: 4
Coding region: 1-666 (221 amino acids)
Source: RefSeq, a predicted model, not a curated record
AUGCCGGCUCAGCAAGGCGCCAUAAGCCGCUGGGGCGAGAUCGCCCAAUUCAUCAACGGAUGGGGCUGGCAGUAUUGGCAAACACUCCCUCUUCGCACUGUGAGCUUCAACUGCAUACAUAUGCUUGUCGGGCCGAAGGUCGUCGUCUUUUCUGCCCUUGUGGCGUGCGCAUCUGCGGGAGGCUUCUCCGGUCUAGGGCUUGGCGGUGGUGGUGGCCUCGGAGGAGGUGGUCUCGGCGGUGGCUACGGUGGUCUUGGAGGUCUCGGCGGUCUCGGCGGUCUCGGCGGUCUCGGCGGUGGCCUCGGUGGCCUCGGUGGCCUCGCCCUGGGCGGAGGUGCCCUGAAGACUGGCACCGCUUUUGGCGCCCUGUCUGCCCAACCAGUGGCUACUGUCGGCGUCCUCAAGCAGCCCGUGGUCAAAUACGGCGUGGUCGCCAAGCCGGUCAUCAACUACGUCGCCCAGCCGUUCGCCACUGUGUCCCACGUUGCCAGGCCUUUCGUCAGUUAUCACGGCGGCGCCCUCGGCGGUGGUCUUGGUGCUGGUCUCGGUGGUCUCGGUGGUGUCGGUGGUCUCGGUGGCCUCGGUGGCCUCGGUGGUCUCGGUGGUCUCGGUGGUCUCGGCGGUCUUGGUAGUCUUGGUGGUCACGGAGGCAAGCUCUACAAAUGA